Messenger RNA from Erpetoichthys calabaricus (reedfish), 1747 nucleotides. Its product is annotated as GTPase IMAP family member 4-like. The coding region runs from base 136 to 1371 and encodes 411 amino acids. The transcript is spliced from 2 exons. Gene Ontology annotation, molecular function: GTP binding. Lineage: Eukaryota; Metazoa; Chordata; Cladistia; Polypteriformes; Polypteridae. The record is from RefSeq and is a predicted model, not a curated record.
CACAACUCUCUGCAUCUUCACUUUCAAACACACCUUGAGCGUUAGAGACGUGUUAUCGUCAAUUCUUGAAAAUAAUAAACGAAAAAAAUAAUAAUUUCAUUAAAAAAGAAGACGGCAAUCGACAAGUGACCCAUUAUGCAUGUCCCAGGAAAUACAGACAUCCCAUCUACGAUGAAGCCCUCUGAGUUAAGACUGGUGCUUCUUGGGAAAGCAGGAGCUGGCAAAAGUGCCUCAGGAAACACCAUCUUGGGGGAAAAAACAUUUAAAUCGACUCUCAGCUCCCGCUCCAUCACAAAAGAGUCCGUAAAAGGAACGGCCAAGGUGGAUGGCAGAAAUGUCACUGUGGUUGACACCCCAGGCUUCUUUGACACUGAACUUACAGAAGAGGAAGUGAGAAGAGAGAUUGUGAGAUGCAUGACUCUCUGCUCUCCUGGGCCACAUGUAUUCAUGGUGGUGAUUCCUGUUUGCAGAUUCACUCAGGAAGAUAAGGCCGCUGUGCAGAAGAUCCAAGAGCUGCUGGCAGAUAGCUUCCUCCAUUAUGCUUUGGUUCUUUUUACCCAUCAAGAUAAUUUGGAUGAGGAAGAAACUAUUGAGGAGUUCAUUGCUGAUGAUAAACACCUUAAGAAGUUGGUUGAACAAUGUGGUAACCGAUACCAUAGCUUCAAUAACAAAAACACAGCAGACCACACCCAAGUGACUGAACUUCUCAAUAAGAUUGUCAAGAUGGUGACACUCAAUAGAGGGCAGUGCUACACAAAUGAAUUGAAUCAGAAAGUGGAAGAGGAAAUCCAGAAGAACCAGCAUGAGAUUUUCAUGGAAAGAAAUGAGCAGCAGCAGAAAGAAAAGGAGGACAGAGAAAGAGAGAGAGUACAACCUCGGCAGAGGAAAAUGAAGCUUAAGGAGGAGGAGAAGAGUUAUGCCUCCAAUGAUGACCCAUUCUCAACAGCAAAAAGGCAUAAAGUGCAGCAAAUGCAAAAGGACUCGGAUCAGAAAACAGAGCCACUACCAGCACUUGGGAAGGCAAAUUAUCAAAAGAAGAAAGAAGAUGACCUGAAAAAUCAGGCAAAAGCUGAGGCAGAGAAGUCCAGCAGCUGGUUAUGGAAGAUUCUGAAUCUGGUGACAGCUGUGCCAAGAGGGUUAGUGUACGGUGUCUUGGAGUUUGCAUAUAGUGCUCUCGAUAUCAUAAAAAAUAUACCCAUUGUUUCUAGAUUGAUAAGUUUAGAAGAUAUUGCUGGAUUGAGUCAUUUUGUAAGAGGUUUAAUUGGUGCGGGUGUUGCUAUAAAAGAUGCUUUUGAUGCAGAAGGUCAAGUGGAAGCAAUAAAAACCAUCUGCAUCAACAUAACUGAGUGUGCAAAAAUGUUUGGGAUGUGAUGAAAUUAGCAAAACUAAUAAAAAAGCAGUACAACUACAAAAAAAUAGAAAAAAUGUUGGCAAAGUUAACGUCAAUGUCAUUAUAAUUAUAGAGACUUUAAUAAUUGACUCUUACACAUAGCUGGGAAGCUGGAGUGAUUAGGCUCUUUUCUAAUACUUAGUAUAUUAUACUCUGUAAUUAAAAAAAGAUAAAGGAUCAUACCUCGUGAUAACUUCUUACUUUAGAUGUAGAUAAAGAAAAAAAUAAAAUCAAAUAAACACAACAAUUAAAAGUCUUCAAUCAUAUAGCAUAAUUAUGUUUCUCUUCUUCCUAAUAUUGUGAACUCCUUUGUAAUUCUAGUGAUGUAGGCAGCAAUAAAGUUCAAUCAACAAUCAA